Scylla paramamosain (green mud crab) is the source of this 4407-nucleotide messenger RNA. RefSeq names its product transmembrane protein 161B-like (gene emei). NCBI's taxonomy places the organism in Eukaryota, Metazoa, Arthropoda, Malacostraca, Decapoda, Portunidae. The record is from RefSeq and is a predicted model, not a curated record. The transcript is spliced from 12 exons. Bases 84 to 1592 code for a protein of 502 amino acids.
UUGAAGGAGAGAGUGAAUAAGGAAGCCGUUAAAAAAUCUGAAACAGACUGAGUGAAAGAUCAAAAUAGCAGCAGACGGCACUCAUGGCGGUGUUUGGUGCACAGCUGGUGGUGACGAUGGUGAUGGCCAGUGUGCUGUCCCGCAUCACGCCACACUACUCCCUGGCGCGCUGGCUGCUCUGCGGCACGGGGCUGGUGUACUACCUGCAUCCCACUGACGAGGAGCUGCGGAGCCAGGCGGGGCUGCUGAAGGAGAAGGGGAAGAAGGGCAAGAGUGGAAGCAAGGGGGGUGGUAAAGGAGGAGGGGCAGGAGGCGGUGGGGAGGAUGAUGGAGGGUUCACAGUGCCCCGUAACCUUGACCUGACCCUGGAGACCUCCCGCCUGGGCCCCGGUGAGGUCAUCCAGCUCAGGUUCUAUGCAGAGUACCAGUGGCUUCUUGACUUUUCCCUCUGUGCUGUGCUGGUGUAUGUCAUUACUGAGGUGCUGAUGGCCGUGGCUCCUCCCAGGGCAGAGGUAAACCUUAGUAUGCUGUGGUGCCUCCUGGCGAUUGGAUUCUCUCUCAAGAUUAUGUUCACCCUGGCCAUGCUGUACUUCCGAGGGGAGGACUCGGGCGGGGAGAAAGCCAUGGUGGUGCUGUCCUUCUUCACCUACCUGCUCAUUGCUCUAGGGAUGCUGAUACUGGAUGAGAGCAAGCUGGAGAUGGGGCUGGACUUGGCUUACUCCUCUUUCAAUGCUAGUGCUGCAGCCUUCCUCCGAGCCCAGGGCCUGCCAUCUGACGGGCCAGCCUCCAAGGUGACAUUCAAGCUGAGUCUGGCAGUGCUGUGUGCCAUCAUUGGUGCAUUCUUCACCUUCCCUGGACUGAGGCUUGGCAAGAUGCAUUGGGACUCACUCAGGUACUGCACGGAAAGCAAGGUCCUGCGAGCACUGUUCCACCUCAGCUUUGUGGCUCCUCUGCUCUUGGUCACUAUGUGGAUUCGGCCAGUCUCUCGGCGCUAUCUGACUGAGUACACCCUGCCUGGUCGUGCCCAUCCCCUCAUGGGACCCGACACCUUUGACACCCUGAGGAUCGUGAUGGUGCUGGCAGUGAGUGCAGUGAGGCUAGGGCUUAUGCCUUACUACCUACAGUCCUACCUCAACCUGGCGUACGAGAAAAUAGAGGCACAGAAGAAAGAGUCAGGUCGUAUCUCCAACAAGGACCUGCAAAAGAAAAUAGCAGGUGUGUUCUACUACCUGUGUGUUGUGACGCUGCAGUACGUGGCGCCCAUUGUGCUGUGCCUCUUCCUCUCCCUCAUGUUCAAGACUCUCGGUGGUCUGAGUUGGGCAGCCUUGUUUGGGGGUCAGUCCAGCCCCGGGGAAUGUGGCCUUACUCCGGAGGGUGGCGCCGAGUCAGCCCCUCUCCCAGCCCUGCAGGACGCCGAGACAGUGAUGGAGGCCACACGCAUCCUUACUCUGGGAAUUGAGGAAGUGAAGAAGAUCUUCACCGUCGAGUUUUACAGAGGAGUGCUUGGCUUCACAACGUGGUGGUGUGUGUUCUCCUGGUUCCUCUCGGGGACGUUCGGUGUUGCCUACCAGUCCUACUUCACCAAGGGAUAGUGCGUCUGUCUGUCUGUCCACUGCCUACUCGACCAUCCAUUUAUCUCGUCUAUUUGCAUGCUGGUACCCAUUCACUGUUUUCAUGUUGGUACUCCUGUGUAUUUUUUUGGGUGGAGAAGAUUCAUUGUGUUCCUUUGCUUGGUUUCCAGCGUUGUUGUUGAAGGUGCCUUCCACAAAUCAUCAUGGCAGAUUGUCUCUCCCCAUUCAUUUUUUUAUUCAGUUUUAUUGUAUGCGUUUUAGUUAUUUGUGUCUUGCAAGUGCACACAGCAUGAGUUAAAAAAUGUGUGUGUUUAUUAUGAGCAGACAGAAAUAAGAAAAUACUUAUAUAAUGCAUGAGGAAAGAUAUAUAUGUAGUAAAAUGCAAAAUAUCUAUGAGGUGUAUAAAGAAAAAUGUACAGGUUAAAGACAAAUGCUUAUAUAAAGUGUAAGGAAAAUUAUCUAAGUAAAUUGAAAAGUGUAGCAUAUAUAGUAAGGGAGUUCCAUCUCUCAGCUGCUGAACUGUGAGCUGCUUGAGCCUCUGUAAAUAGUCCAUGUGCACAAAGAACUCGUGAGAAAAAUAAUAAUCUCGGUAAGCACGUCCUCAAGCCUCCAGGAACUCACACUCAGGCCUUCAGACAUUGCUGCAUUGGCCAAACUUUGUGUAGUCAUUUGGUGGGUGGGAAUAGAAAGUAAUAAUCAAAGGUAAAAGCUUCUGAAUAUCAAGUGAAUAAGUUUUCCUUUCACUCACAAGGUGCAAAAAUAACCACCACUGUGUGUCUGAGGUGCCGUUUUCUGUUCACUAUGAAAAUAAGUUGAUAAUAAAGGUGCUUAUCUUAGGGUUCUCUACAAACUGCAAAGUUCUGCAUGCCAUCAAAAUUAGUGUCUGAAUAAGAGGUGCAGUUUUCUACUCUAGGUGGAAAUAAGUUAAUAAUACAGGAGAGAGAGAGAGAGAGACUGGGGAGCAGAUGUAAUGUACAGUGCAUUGUCAAACCUUGUCGUGUGCUGUGAGUGUGAUCAUGACGUUUGUAAAUUCAGAAGUAAUGAAGGUCUGUGUGUUAGUAGUUACGAAUACUACAUACUCUUUUAAUUUCUGCACAUAAAGAUAUAGUCAUGGCUGUGAAAUAUUUGCUGAAGGAAAGACACAAACUGCUUCUCCAUAAAGGUGCAUAACUGCAAGCUUGAAUUUUUGUGACUGUGACCAUUUUUCUCUUGUGCGGUGUUACCAUUAACAGUACCUCAGAUGUGACUGGUGUUGCUCUGCCGGAAUGUCCCUUUGUGUUACUUCCUCUUAGUAUUACUUUUACGAACUGUGUGGUGGUGAUGAUGGUGUCAGACUCAGUGUUCCCAUUUUUGUUAUGGAUGUGCCAAAGAGAAUAGAGGACAAUACUCACCCUUAAUGUAUUCUCAAAUGCCGCUACCUCUUCUUGAGUACUUUUGAUAAGCUGCAGUGGUGGGUAAUCAGAUUUUUAACAAGAGUUUUUAUGAUUCCUGUUCUAGUGAUAUGCAACAAUUUACAGCACUGGAAGCAAUGCAUGGAGUUUAUCAUAAGCAUCUACAAGAAAGAAAGGCAUAAAAAAAUAGAUGUUGCAAUUUCUAGCCAGUGCAGUGUGGAAUAAGAAAAGGUGUCUCAGUGUGGUCAAUGAUCAAAGAAAGACAUGCCAAAUAUCAGUGAAGGGACAAGGUUUUUAUAUUAUCAAUAAGAAACACCCUUGAGAAUCUGGCUAAUCAUCUCUGUGGCUUUUGAAAGUAGUCGUUAUGAGUGUCCAAAGCAUUUCAAGAGUACAAGACUGGAUUCCACUGACAGUAUUAGGACCUGCAGGUAAACCAUCACUCUGGAAAAUGACGCAACCCUGCACAUCACCAGGUGUGUGUUUAGCCACCAACAGAAGGCCUAGUCUGCACCAUCACACUGUGCCACACCAUCACACACCUGCCAGAGCCUAACACAUGUCUGCCUUUUCCCCAUUCUGGCCACACGAUGCACCUCACCCAUGUUGCAGCCUUUACUGGGGGUCCUUGACUUAUGACGGAGUUUUGUACCUGUGUCACUCACCAAUGCUAAUGCUAAAGGGACUGCCAUGGGUAGGCCUGAUGGCUUCUUGCAGCAUCCCUUAUUUUCUGAUGUUACUAUGUUCUUAAAGUACUGUAAAGUCACAAUCAUGAACAAAAAUCAUAACUACUAUAUCUGUGAAAAGAACACAUGGAGAACGAACAGUAAAUAAGAGAACAAUAGAAUAAGUAACCAAAAAAUCAAGAAAUAUAUAUACAGGGAUAAGCACCAUUAUAAACUAAGGACUCCUGUACGUCAUCGCCUGCCAGUGAUGUUGGAACAGUUAAGGUAGCCAUCAUAGGAAGACUUGAGAGGCACCUUUAUGUUACAGGACUCCCACCAGCAGUCCCAACCCUUACAGUCACUCUCCUCCAUCCCUUCCUUGUAUCCUUUGAAAUAUCUGAAGUCUUGUCUUUUUAAACCAGAUGAUCCUAAGUAGAAGAGGAGGAAGAGGAGUUUGAUGUAAUAGAUGAACUGAAUAAUGAAGAAGAUGAGGGAGAAAUUGAGUAAAUAGGUGUGGGAUUAAAAGGAGGUGAAUUAGGAAGAGAACUAGAAGAUUCAGAAGAGAGAAUGGAGGAAGGGAAUGAAAUAGUAGAAGAGGAAGAGAAAAGAAAGGCAGAACUAGAGGAGGAGGAGGAACAAGAUGUGGUACACUCAGAAAAGGAUGAAGAGGAGAAAGAGGAGAAUAGAGGAGAAAGAAGAGAAAAUAAGAAAAGAACUAGAGAAGAAAGAAGAAAAAAGAGAUGUGAUACUCAGAAGUCAGAACCAGAAAAGAGAGUAAAAGAA